Molecule: messenger RNA, 3225 nt
Organism: Mixia osmundae IAM 14324
Lineage: Eukaryota; Fungi; Basidiomycota; Mixiomycetes; Mixiales; Mixiaceae
Product: glycosyltransferase family 31 protein
Exons: 6
Coding region: 1-3225 (1074 amino acids)
Molecular function (GO): acetylglucosaminyltransferase activity
Source: RefSeq, a predicted model, not a curated record
AUGGCCUCGCGACGGUCUGCACUGCCGUUCAAGAUGGCCAAGCCGAGCAUGUUAGCCUUGCCGGCGCUGGAUAAGAUUACCGAAAAGCGACUGUCGCUCACAGGCAGUCCGUUACCAUCGCCUACCUUAAGCACAGCAAGAACUCGUCGUCAUGAGCAAAAUCGCAGAAUAACUUUGACCGUUGCGACUUUGCUGGCCAUCACCGGUCUCUUCCUUCUGGCCGGCCCAGCAUGGUUCACGCCUCAUCAUGCGCAAGACAGCGAGCUCAAGUCGCCACUCUUGACCGGCGCAGGUCGUGUCCAAUCAUCCUUCACUUCAGCUGGCGCUACUCUCUUGCAUAAGACGCCGAAACUCAAGAUACCCGGGAUCAUGCCCAUUGCGUUAGCCCCAAAGCGUAGGGACGGAUCCCACGUCUCUAUCGCAGCAGCAUUGCAAGUCAAAGCGGAGCCUUAUGAUAUCACCCACCCGCCAUCACCCCAAUCGCCAGUGCCCUGGUCGAAAAAAGACCUCAUGCCUGUUAGCGGAACAGGUCAUCGUGGUGUGGGAGCGGUAGACGAGACACACGGACUCCAGAUCUCCGCUUAUCCUGCUCGGGCAAUCUUGCCAGCGGGCGCGCCAAGCUACAAAGACCUCAUGUUUGCCGUUGCAACGACGCCAGAUCGUGCGUUGCAAUAUCUACCACUGUGGAGGUACUGGCUCAAGCACGGCUCUCCCUGCCUGCUUGCAUUCCACGAGAAAGAUCGGACGCGGGUCAAGGAAGUCACUGCCAAAAUGGCAGAGCUCUCCGUCGAAUGCCUCGUCAUCUACAACCAGCUCGAGAGAUCGGAACAUCGUACAUUUGGCAACAUCCGCGAGAUGCACGAAUUUGCAAAGCAGCUCGAAUGGACGCCGACCUGGUUCAUCCAAAUGGACGACGAUACGAUCUGGCUCGAUUUACGCAGUCUCCGGCGCAAUCUUGCCCGCUACUCGCCGAAAGAAGACUAUCUGCUAGGCUCAACAAGCGAAGGCGAGGAACAGAAGCGCAUCUUCAACUUUAUGGGAUUUGGUGGCGCGGGUCUAAUCAUGUCUACAAGCCUUUUGGACAAGAUGGCCGCUAAAUGGAAAGGAUGCUACGAAGUCGUCAAGAGCGAAUUCGGUGGCGAUGGCAUGAUCAAUAAGUGCGCGAAAAUGGUGAUGCAGCGCGACUCUCUCGAGCAGACGGUGACGGUCGAGCUGGGAAUGCACCAAAUGGAUUUCCGAGGCGAUCCUUCUGGGUUCUAUCAGAGCGGCAUGCCCUUUUUGACUUUGCAUCACGUCAACGCAGCUAUUUGGGGUCCGCCAAUCCCGAAAGAAUACGAGAGAAGUAUGUUCGAAGUCACUGAGCUCUUACUACAAGCUGCAGAAGCACUGGGUGGCGACAACUUUGGCCGGCGAUACAUGUUCGCCGACGGCAAGCAACUCAUGGUCGUCGGCUACUCGCUUACCGAGUACUCGCAUCCUCUCACGCCGAGUGAUCUGCAAUCCGUCGAGCAUACGUACGAUGCCGACCUGCUCUUCCCACAACGGCCAAAGAUACGCGAGGCUUUGGUCCCAUGGAGUCAGAAGCAAGGCAAAAGGACCUACUUCAUCUCGCGCGUUCGAAAGCUUGCAAAUGGUCAAGUGCUGCUCAGCUUUCAAGACAUCGAUCGCGUCGACAUUCAUAUCCUCUGGGACACGACAGGCAUGGUCAAGGCGGCCCAAUUCCGGGCCGAUCUAUUCGUGUACCAAGAUCCGGCAAAAUCCAGCGAGAUUGCGGUUUCUCGCAAGCACAUCGAAGAGGAAGCCAUACGGCAGGCAAGAGGGAUACGGCUCAAUGCAAAGAUCAGACCGAUUACGCAAGAAUACAAUGAGACACUCGUCGCGCCCGAUGCCGACGUGUUCUGGACAGACGAGCCUCUUCUGACAGAAACACAAGACGAUGGCGACCGCAUCAAUGGUAUGCUGAGUCAUGAGCUGCCAGUCUUUCCGCGCGUGCCUCGCUUGGAUCCCCAGAAAGCGCCGACGCCGCAAGAGAUUUUCUUCUCGUUUGCCACUUCUGUGGACAGAUUGAUCCGGUUCGCGCCUCUCUGGCCUCUCUGGCUACACGCCGGCUCGCCCUGUCUGAUCGUCCUCGACGAAAGAGAGCGUCCGCGUCAUCAAGAAGCUGUAGACUCGCUCAGAAGAUAUGACUUGCGAUGCGAAUUGCUCUACAGUCCAUCGCCGCGCUACGAGCACAGGGUGCUUGGCUCGGUUGUCUUUAUGCGCAAAGAAACCCAGCGCCACCGAUUGCGAAUCAAGUGGUACUUUAUCGCGGAUGACGACACUUGCAUCUUCAGCAUUGACGGAGUCCGGAGGAUGCUCGAAAAAUAUGAUCCACGCAAGAUGUUGAUGAUAGGCAACACGAGCGAAGGGGUCGAACAGGCUGGCAUCUUCGGCAUCAUGGCAUUCGGUGGCUCUGGCAUCGUGCUGAGCAAGCCGUUGCUAGAUGCUAUGGCUCGCGAGCACGACAAAUACUUAUCUGACAAGAAUGAUAGCAUGAACAUCUUUGGCGGUGACGAGAUGAUCACGAGAUGCGCAAGCAUGCUCAUGGGUCUCGACAAGGCACAAGCUCUGACGCGCGAAAGCUCUCUGCACCAGUUCGACCUUCGUGGUAAUCCUGCCGGGUUUUUGCAAGCCGGGCUACCCAUCCUGACAAUCCAUCACACGACCGCAAGCAAUUGGGCGUACGCUGUGCCAUCACCCGGCAGAGAUCCAUUCCAAGUGAUCGGUGUGUUGCAGCGAGCAGCGAUCUUUCUGGGACCGGACACGCUGUUUCGGCGGUAUGUGUUUGGCGAUGGCAAGCAUGUCAUGACGGCAGGCUAUUCAAUCGUCGAGUAUCGCCACAACUUGACGCCUGACGAUAUGACAAAGAUGGAAAAGACAUAUGCCAAUGAGCUCAUGUGGGUCUCCGGUAGACGAUGUGGCGCUGGCAUUGACGAUAUUGAUGAGCAGGUUUCCGCAGAGGGAGAACAUUCGAGAGGGUCUUGUGAGAUGGGGCAAGCGAAACAGCAAGCGCUCAUAUUACAUCAGCGACCUGCAUUUGCUCGGCCCUUGGACGGCGCUAGAUCAUCCGCUGGUCAUUCAAGAGUGAAGUCGCUCCUCAACCGGCGAGAGACGGGCGUGAAUGCAGUAGCACAACAUGUUGACAGUCUAGGUCGAGCCGAGCUCGUGAGUGCCAGAAACAUCUAA